Molecule: messenger RNA, 1920 nt
Organism: Anthostomella pinea
Lineage: Eukaryota; Fungi; Ascomycota; Sordariomycetes; Xylariales; Xylariaceae
Source: the annotation of a GenBank genome assembly
AUGGUUGACGAUGAAUAUCUUGGGUUCAGUAAGCCCACGACUAUGCUGGAUGGUACGAAUGUCGCGCAGCAGGAUGGGAAUGAUGCCAACCAAGAAGGGGGCAAGGAAAGAGCUCGCCGCAUUCGCUCGAGCAAACCAAAAGUCAAAACUGGUUGCUACAACUGCAAAAUGAGGCGGAUCAAAUGCGACGAGCGACGUCCCGAGUGUACGCAGUGUAUACGCUCUAAAAAGAUAUGCACAGGCUAUCCCCCUCCUCCGCAGCAAUUGAGUACGUUUGAUGCGAGCAAGUCAAAUCAGGCAUACAAGGUACCUCCGAGGCCACACACAGGGGUCGAGCCUACAACGAUUGCAGAGGACCGGGGUCAGCCGACUCAGACAGACCAAAGCACCCUUGCUUCGGGGACUCCUUCACAUGGCCAAGCAACUCAAGCGAUAGACUGGCACAUCCAGCAAAACGACACCCUUGUUUCCCAAGGACGCGCCAAGCAUAAGGGCGGCUCGGCCUGUCUGCUUUUGCGGGCUGCAACGUGGUUGCUACAAGGCACAGUCAAAGCAACCAAGAACGAUCAAUGUAACAACGGUUCGAAGGUGACGAUGGCGUUGACGAGAGCACUUGAAGGCCUUGCGCUGUGGGAUGAAAGGCACUCCGUCUCGGAAGGACGUCUUGACACCAUACUUGAGAUGUCCACAAGAGUGCGCAACGCGACUCUCUCUUCGCUAUGCAGGGUUGUCAGCACGAUCUCUAACAGCAUAAUCCCAAAACUCUCCGGCGAUGCUUCAAGGCUAGAACUAGAAGCCGUGAUGGAGGGUUUUACCAACGGCUUCAACUUGGCCCGCAUCAUCGACGAAGACGACGAAGACGAUAGUAACCUUGACGAUGAUAUCGACGAUGACAAUACAGACUCCGAGCGGGAGACAUUGGAUGAUCAUCUGAAGGACUUGGAUGAGUACAUAAGGGGUCUCAACGAUCUUGACUCCUCCCUUGCCAACCCAGCCAUGGACGCAGUGACUGUGCCAUCACGAACGUCGACGGAAAAGGCAGUCCCGCUGGCCAAGCAAGGCUCUUCACCUUUAUCACGGCAACACUUCUACUCUCUCCGCAUUCGUGACCUAUUCCCGGAAGUGUCCGACUACCUGGCCGAUCACCUCGGGCAGUCCAAUUGGGAAAGAUACUGCCUCAUUCUCGGGACCAGAGAGCAGGGCGCGAAACAAGUAGACGAAGACGAUCCACCGUUAGACAUCGAGUACACGCUGCGCAAUCCGAGCUGGUACGGUAGCUCACGACCGGGUGCCGCAACCUUGCCAGAUUCAGGUGUUGGGACGUCACUUCAAACAUAUACCGCGCUCCGAUCUCAGCUAUCAUCGGCGGUCUCUGGGAUUGGUGAUGGUUUCUAUUCAGCUUUCCCAUCUCUCAGCAAAGAGGCCAAGGCCGGCAAGCCAUUUGAAUGUGAUGCCUGUGGACGACAAGUGGUGGUGACACGGUCACGCUUAUGGAAGAAACAUCUGCUGGAUGACCUCCAGCCCUACAUCUGCAUUGUUCCUGGAUGCGAAGUGGACAGAACGCCAUUCCCGUCGCAGAUAGCCUGGAUCGAGCAUAUCAGGUCGAAACACUCGAGUACAGACUUUCUCCAACACCUUUGCUGUCCGUUCUGCAAGGUUUCAGCACCGCGCGAGGUCUUCGGGAUGCUCACGCACAUCGCCAAGCACCUCGAGGUCAUCUCGGCGAUACCCCUGCCCCGCUACGAUCCUGACGACACUGCGGAAGAGAGUUCCCAGAGUAUGUCUAUGGCCACGAAUGCUGCAAGUGACGAGAGCGAUGAAGUCCUGCGCAAUGUGGCAAAUUUUGUUGAGAGCAACGCGACGGCUCCAGGUGUUCCCCUUCGGCAUGUCGAGGGGGUGACUCGUCAACUCAGCGUUUAA